Molecule: messenger RNA, 735 nt
Organism: Prunus armeniaca (apricot)
Lineage: Eukaryota; Viridiplantae; Streptophyta; Magnoliopsida; Rosales; Rosaceae
Source: the annotation of a GenBank genome assembly
AUGCUCAUGAUGAGGGGCCUAAUCUCAAGCGCGAAGCUUGUGGCAAGUAGCAGGGCAUGGGUUAAGCCAUGGGGUACGUCUUUGCGCAGCUACAGCUUGAUCCCAAUGGUUAUAGAGCACUCGUCUCGAGGGGAGCGAGCAUACGACAUCUUCUCUCGCCUUCUCAAGGAGCGCAUCGUCUGCAUCAACGGUCCAAUUAACGACGACACUGCCCACGUCGUCGUUGCGCAGCUUCUCUUUUUGGAGUCUGAGAACCCAUCCAAGCCCAUCAAUAUGUACCUCAACUCUCCCGGUGGCCAUGUCACUGCAGGUCUUGCAAUUUAUGAUACCAUGCAGUACAUUCGGUCACCUAUCAAUACCAUUUGUUUGGGUCAAGCUGCAUCAAUGGCUUCCCUUCUCUUAGCUGCGGGUGCCAAGGGCGAGAGGCGGUCACUCCCAAAUGCGACAGUUAUGAUUCAUCAGCCUUCAGGUGGGUACAGUGGACAAGCAAAAGACAUGACAAUUCACACGAAGCAGAUUGUUCGUGUGUGGGAUUCCCUUAAUGCCUUGUAUUCAAAGCAUACAGGGCAAUCCGUAGAGAUAAUUCAGAAGAAUAUGGAUAGAGAUUAUUUUAUGACCCCAGAAGAGGCAAAGGAGUUUGGAAUAAUUGACGAGGUCAUGGAUGAAAGACCAGUGGCUCUGGUGACUGAUGCAAUUGGCAAUGAAGGCAAAGAAAAGGAUAAAAGUUCAAAGUAG